Messenger RNA from Seriola aureovittata, 2545 nucleotides. It is a transcript of the gene med4, whose product is annotated as mediator complex subunit 4. The transcript has 7 exons. Gene Ontology annotation, biological process: regulation of transcription by RNA polymerase II. The record is from RefSeq and is a predicted model, not a curated record. Gene Ontology annotation, cellular component: mediator complex; core mediator complex. Gene Ontology annotation, molecular function: transcription coregulator activity. Lineage: Eukaryota; Metazoa; Chordata; Actinopteri; Carangiformes; Carangidae. The coding region runs from base 13 to 774 and encodes 253 amino acids.
CGGCAGACAACCAUGGCGACGGUGGCGGAGAAGUCAACGAAAGAGCGGCUGCUGUCUGUGCUGGAUGACUUGGAGGUUUUAUCCCGGGAGCUGAUCGAGAUGCUAGCUCUGUCCAGGGGCCAGAAACUGCCACAGCCGGGAGAGGACGUUCAGAUCCUGGAGCUGCUGGUGCAGAGGGACAGGGAGUUCCAGGAGCUGAUGGAGGUGGCUCAGCAGCAGGGGAAGGUGCACCAGGAGAUGCAGCUGCUGGAGAAGGAGGUGGAGAAGAGAGACAGCGACAUCCAGCAGCUCCAGAAGCAGCUGAAGGAGGCCGAACACAUCCUGGCCACUGCUGUUUACCAGGCCAAAGAGAAACUCAAAUCCAUUGACAAAGCCAGAAAAGGAAGCAUCUCAUCAGAGGAAAUCAUCAAAUACGCUCACAGGAUCAGCGCCAGUAACGCUGUGUGUGCUCCUCUCAACUGGGUGCCAGGUGACCCACGCCGACCCUACCCCACGGACCUGGAAAUGCGCAGCGGCAUGCUGGGUCACAUGGCCAACCUGCCGACCAACGGUGUGAACGGACAUCUGCCGGGAGACGCUCUGGCUGCUGGAAGGUUGCCAGACGUCCUGACGCCUCACUACCCCUGGCAGUCGUCGGACGUCUCGGUGGGGAUGCUGCCUCCUCACCACGGCAACGACUUCGGCCUGGAGCCUCCGGGUCACAACAAGGAGAACGAGGACGACGUGGAGGCCAUGUCGACCGAUUCCUCCAGCAGCAGCAGCGAUUCCGACUGAAGAACAAGGACAGAGUGUGUGUGUGAGUGAGUGUGUGUGUGUGUGAGUGUGUGUGUGAGUGUGAGAGAGAGAGAGAGAGAGAGAGAGAGAGAGAGAGAGAGAGCUCACCACUGAGCAACAUCCAAUCAAAUAUCUUCACCUUUUGGUUAUUUGAAUUUAACCCAAUUUAAGACUCAAACAUCACAUCAUCCUCUACAUGACUGUCUGUAGAUAAAACUUCCUGUACAGAGGCUGAUUCAAUCUGCUGCCUCUGCUUCUCAGUCAUGGAGGAGCUCAUUCAUUUAAAGUGGAAUAUACCGGCGCCACUCCGUCAUUAUGUCAGCUGAGGUCUGUGCUUCCACCGUCCUUUAUUACAAAAGUACCAGCAUUAUUUAAAUUGUGUAGAAUGAGUCAGUUUGUAAGAAUAGCAUCUAGUUCUCCAUGUGGUCUAUCUCCCAAAGUUCAGUUUUAACAUCUCUUGUCGUGGGUGUUUAAUAAUGUAUGAUACAUAUAAUAACUGAGGACAGAUGUUUCAUCAUGUGGUGGACUAGCAGAUUGUGUGCUGUGAGUCUCUGUGAGCUGAAGGACCCGGGUGGAUGCUAAAGGUUUUAAACUGUGAGUGAAGGGUUGUGGGUGAGCCUGUGUGUUCCCUCUGUGACGUUCGGGGUCGUAUCUUCGCGGCUCAGAACAGACAACCGGAGUUUCUGCUGCUGGUGUUUGAAGGAGGGAGGGAGUCAGUGUCUCAGGGAUCCAUCUUAAGUUUUUAAAGGAACAGUUCCACAUUUUGGUAAAUCUGCUUAUUUAGAGUCAGGUGAGGAAACUGAUUCCACUGUCAUAUCUGUAGAGUGAAUAUGAAGCUGCAGCCAGUUAGCUUAGCAUAAAGACUUACUUAAUCUGUCAGUUAUUUGAUCUCUAUUUUGAUCUCUAAACGAAUUGUAAAACAGUAAAAAGAAAAGAAAAGACCGUCUGAGAAGCUGGAAACAGUCGAUGUUGAAAAAAUGACAAAUGUUAAAAUAUUUUCUGAUUAAUUUUCUGUCAAUUACUAAUAAACAGUUUGUUUCAGCUCCACAAAAGUAUGAAAACCUACGUAGCAGCACCUCUACAGCUGAUUAACGGCUUCGUUUAAGGCACAUUAACCCGGCUUGUAACAAACGAGAUGUAACAUGUUAAUCAGUGAACUUUAGUGGAGCUGCUAGCUGGGUUUUUUUGUUUGUUUUUUUUCUCCAACCUUUUGACAGAGCCAGGCUAGCUUUGUUUCCAGUCUUUAUGCUAAGCUAAGCUAACCAGCUGUUGGCUGUGGCUUCAUAUUUACAGACAUGAUAAUGGAAGGAAUCUUUCUAAGCAAGAAGAGGAUAAAAUUUUCUCCAAAAAGCUGAACUCUUCCUUUUCAGAGCCGGUGUUUGUUUCAGUUUGAGGCAGUUUAAACAAACUGCAAAUGACAAUAAAUUAAACAAAAGCAAAAACUAACACAGAUGACGUUGUGUUGUUGACGUCUCCAUGGACACACAGUGAGUCUGCUACUGUUCCAAAAACCACCGACUGGGGUAGAAAGAGAAACUGAACCAACCUGUGUGUGUGUGUGUGUGUGUGUGUGUGUGUGUGUGUGUGUGUGUGUGUGUGUGUGUGUGUGUGUGUGUGUGUGUGUGUGUGUGAGAGAGACAGACAGACAGACAAAUGAUAGCGAUCUUAGUGCAGUGUAAUAACAAUAAGGACAGAUGCUGUUAAUUUACCUCUGUGUAAAUAAACUUGUACAUAAUCACCCGUGUAAAUAAAGACUUUUUUUGAAUAGAAA